Molecule: messenger RNA, 5309 nt
Organism: Lucilia cuprina (Australian sheep blowfly)
Lineage: Eukaryota; Metazoa; Arthropoda; Insecta; Diptera; Calliphoridae
Gene: Slik
Product: serine/threonine-protein kinase 10
Exons: 12
Coding region: 191-5155 (1654 amino acids)
Biological process (GO): protein phosphorylation
Molecular function (GO): ATP binding; protein serine/threonine kinase activity
Source: RefSeq, a predicted model, not a curated record
GUUUUAAAUUUACAAAAUUACAUCCAAAGGACAUUAAUAUAUAAAUAUAUUAUAUAGGGAAAGCAUAUGUAUUAUAAAGCAUAUAUAUUUCCUUAUAAAUGGAUCAGAUCUAAUCGUAUUGGAAGGUCUUCAGAAUAAUAUUUAAUACUACUUGUAACUUAAGUGAUAAAAAUAAUCAAUAGAAAUAAGAAUGUCGUUUAUUAAUAACUUGAAAAAAGUAUUCCAUUUGGGAGGAGAAGCUAAAAAGAAACGUCAUGGCAAUAACAUAAAAAUGGACACUGAUCCCGCUGAGAUUUGGGAAAUUGUUGGUGAACUUGGAGACGGAGCAUUUGGAAAGGUUUAUAAAGCUCAAAACAAAGAGACUUCACAGUUUGCCGCAGCUAAAAUGUGUAUUUUGGAGGCUGUUGCAGAUCUAAGCGAUCAUAUGGUAGAAAUAGAUAUACUGUCAGAAAUAAAACAUCCUAAUAUAGUUGAACUUUAUGAAGCUUUUUACAUAGAUCUGAAAUUAUGGAUGCUUAUUGAAUACUGUGAUGGUGGAGCUCUCGAUAGCAUUAUGGUUGAGUUAGAAAAACCACUUAAUGAACCACAGAUUGCUUAUGUUUGCAAACAUAUGACAGAAGGAUUGGAUUUUUUACAUAAAAAUAAAGUUAUCCAUCGUGAUUUAAAGGCAGGCAAUGUUUUAUUGACCAUGGAAGGAGGAGUAAAACUAGCUGAUUUUGGUGUAUCAGCAAAAAAUAAACAUACCCUUCAAAAGCAUGAUACUUUCAUUGGAACACCUUAUUGGAUGGCACCCGAGUUAGUUUUAUGUGAAACGUUCAGAGACAAUCCUUACGAUCAAAAAGUUGACAUAUGGUCACUUGGAAUUACAUUAAUUGAAUUAGCUCAAAUGGAACCACCUAAUAGCGAAAUGUCACCAAUGAGAGUUUUACUUAAAAUUCAGAAAAGUGAUCCACCAAAGCUAGAUCAACCAUCCAGAUGGAGCAAAGAGUUUAAUGAUUUUUUAAAGAAUUCUCUUGUCAAGGAUCCACAACUAAGACCAUCUACUGAAGCGUUGCUACAACAUGCUUUUAUUAAUCGUGAAAUAGAUGCUAAACCAUUAAAAGACCUAUUACUGGAGUAUAGAGCUGAAGUGGUAGAAGAAGUUGUUGAUGAUGAAGCAGAGAAGCUUAAACGUCAAGUUAAAAGACGAUCACUUUAUCAGAGGGAACCCCGCAACUCAGCACUUCCACUAGAAUUGUACGAUGACUCUUCGUCGUUACAAAGUCAAGAUAUUGAAAAAUUACCAGGCACUCCUACCUCUUUAUCGAGAGACAUUAAAGAGCAGUCUCAACUUAACAAUUUACAAAAUAUUCAACAUCCAGUUAACGAUAUUUUGGCUGAACAAACUUCAACAACUAUAAAGACAAAUACAAAACUAAUAAUAAACGAGGAAGAGGUGGAAUUGGAAAAGAGUGUUAAUUCAUCUCCUUUGGUACUAAAGAAACCAAACCGUCCUCCACAACUACAAAAGAUUCCAGAAGAUUUAGGCAUUGCCGAACAGGAAGUACCUUCUAUUCCCAUGCCAAUGGAUGGAGACAAAAAGAUGCCUAAAAGAGAAAAAGGAAAGGCACCUCCUCCGCCUCCUGCUAUUAUAAAAGCAAAGCAUUCUGCUGCGUCAUCAGAUACUACAUCUAAUACAGAUAUAGAAGGAAUUUCAAAUAUUUCAGAGAGUAGUACUCCAUCUGAAAGCAUAAUGUUUAAGGAUGAAGAAUCCAAACACCCACCUUCGCCGGUAUCUUCAACAUCGACUGUUUCUGUGAAAUCUGUAUCACUAUCAUCGAAUAAAAGUAAUAGUCCAACAGGAGCAGGUUUAAGCUCCAGUACCUCGAUGGUAACAAUUAAUAGCGAUAUGUCUUCAACUUCUCCUCCGCCAAGUCAAUCUGAACAAUUAGUAAAUCCGCAAAAUGUGCUACCAAAUAGUUUAGAUUCUGGAAGAAGUCAAAUAACAGUUGUAACUAGUACGCAUCCACCUGUAAUUAUAGAUAGUUCGUUAAGUCCUCCCAAAAAUGAUGUUGUUAUUGUCUCCAAUAGUCUUAACAAAUCUAUGCAUAUAAAUGAGUCAUCGACAGAUGAAGAUUAUCCUUCAAUGGAUGAUAGUAUUGGUGUUUCUUCGCCUAUAUUAUCACAAAAGCAAUCAAUGAUUGUGACAUUAUCUACAGAAGGUACUCCAAUAGAAGAAAUACAUCGUAAAAUUGAAUCCCAAGGUAGAAAAUUGGAUGAGAGCGAAGUAUUAAUAGUAAGUCCAUCUUUUACCAACGCAAAUGAUUCGACUUAUAAUACCUCUUCGGAAGAACUUAUUGAAAGAAACAAUAGCCAACAAAUUAUGGAUACAAGUCACGUAUCUGUUGUCACUGUGGGGGACGAAAUACGAGUAAAAGACAGUAGUCAUUUACACGAUAGUCCACAUACUCACAAUAAUUCUUUUAUUGAAGAUGGGGAUACAAUGGAUAAAGGACAUAAUGGACAAGUUUUCAGCACUCAGUCGCAGCAAAACUUUAUUGACACAGACGAUAUUAAUGUGAUUGUCAAUCGUAGUAGAAAGCAAGAUCAACAUUUAUCUCAACCAGGCGAAGGAAGUGAAAGUGAUUCUAUCCGAUCAAGUACAGGUAGUGGAAAUCGAAUCGUUCGCCGUGGUACUGAGGUUAAAAUUGCUGUAUCUGCAGAUAAAAGUGACGCAGAAAGUAUUUCAACUACAGCUAGUCAUGAUAGUCGUAUUGAAAUUGAGGUCGAUAGAAAGGAGACUCAAGAAGAUGAUGUUAUUAUUCGCCGCAAAAAACCAGUCGCUGUUUACAAGAGUGGUUAUAGUGGAGGUACGGGUCCUACUAAGGAGGAAAUAGAAUUAAGAAAUAUAAGAAAGAAAACUAGAAAACGUACGCGUAAAUUUGAAAUUGAUGGUGUUCAAGUAACAACAACAACUAGUAGAGUUAUCUAUGGAGAUGAAGAUUCUGGUGGUUUUUAUGAUGACCACGUAUUCCGCAAACAAGAACUAAGGGAGCUAAAGAUGCUUCAGAAACAGGAAAAGAAACAACAAACAGAUUUGCAACUAAAAGAGCAAAUGAGCAAAGAACAACAGGACCGUAGAUUUGAUCAGGAAAGAACUUCUUUAGAAAAAACUUAUGAAGCUGACAUGGAUGCUCUUGCACGACAACACAAACAAUUAGUUGAAAAAACAGAACAAGCUCAAGAACAUGAAUUACGCUCAUCUUCGAAGCGUAUUCGGGCGGAGCAAGAAAAGGAACUUAAAAUAUUUCGUGAAAACCUUAAGCAGGAAAUUCAUUUGCUUAAACAAGAGGUGGAUCUACUACCAAAAGAUAAGCGUAAAGAUGAAUUUAAGCAACGGCGAUCAGCGAUGGAGUUAGACCACGAGGAAAAAGAGAGAGCAUUUUUGGAUUCUCUAAAAGAAAGACAUGAGUUACUUUUGCGACGAAUAAGUGAAAAACAUCGUGAUCAUCUUGCCACAAUUCAUAGAAACUUUUUGCAACAAAAGCAAAAUGCAAUGCGAACACGGGAAGCACUUUUAUGGGAGCUUGAAGAAAAACAGCUUCAUGAACGUCAUCAGCUAUCAAAACGUCAUGUUAAGGAAAUGUGUUUUAUGCAACGACAUCAAAUGAUUGUUCGCCACGAAAAAGAGCUUGAUCAAGUUAAGCGGAUGCUACAGCGAAAAGAAGAAGAUCUUAUUAAAAAGCAAGCUCUUGAAAAAAGAGCUUUACCGAAAAGAAUUCGAGCAGAACGAAAAGCAAGAGAGUUAAUGUUUAGAGAGUCGCUGCGAAUAUCUUCAAAUCUUGAUCCCGAAGUUGAACGUGAACGACUAAAAAAGUUCCAAGAACAAGAUAAGAAACGGUACACUCAAGAAGAACGUCGUUUUGAAAUUAAACAUCAGAAACAGCUUGAAGAGUUGAGAGCGACUAGGGAAAGCACAAUAAGAGAACUUGAACAACUACAAAACGAAAAAAGGAAAGCUUUAGUAGAACAUGAACAUGCUAAAUUAACCCAAAUUGAUGACCGCUUAAAAACUGAACUUCGGGAGUGGAAGGACCAACUAGUACCGCGUAAACAGAAUUUUAUAAAAAUGGUUAAUGUUAUGUACGACAAGUUUGAAAAGCUAUACAGCAUUACGUCAGAUCGAAAUUUGAGGAAAAUUGAGGAUGAUAUAGAUAAUUUAAUAAAAUUACCGCCUCAUUUGGUUGGUAUUUUUAAUGAAACGCCUCGUUUAGUACCCAGGGGCACUUUUUUGGGCAACAUUAAUCAAAUGGCUCGAUCGAGAACUCUAUCACUGUUUUCUUCUAAUAUAAGUUCUAAUUUCCGUGGUUCAGUGCCAGAUCUAAGCCGAAGUGUACCGACAACUCCUAUGUUUACCUUUAAACAUGACCGAGUUAAGUUGGUUGACAGUUUAAAGAACAGUUCUUCAUCAAUACCUCGAUACCCAGACAGCAGUAAUGAAGGCGUUUUGGAAAAAACUUCCACUGUAUUCACUAAGCCAUUAUUGGCAAACGAUAUUGAUCAAAUAGUUUACUUGGGGGAAGAAAAUGAUAAAAUAGUUGAAAUAAAAACUACGUCAUCUAUUCCGGCUGUUAAGAACAUGAACAAGAGACAUUCACCAAUAUCACUAACAACAUUUAGAUCACGUUCUCCAACUUCCGCUAUAAAUUCCGAAAGUCGUGAUGACAUUGUGUUUGACCGAUUUUCAAAAGCAGAUGAAGAAUUAGUGCAACUACGAAAUCAGCCCAAUUCGUUAUUGCAUUCCUCAUCGUCGUUUAUUAUUAAGCGGCCAUCCUAUUUACCAGAACGAAACACAACAAUGAUUAAUUCACAUUCUGUUCAAAACCUACAAAAAAUUUCUUUGUUGGAAAAUCGCGUAAAACCCCUGGACUCGUUCAGUUCUUCUGAAAUGAAAUAUACAAGCUUAGCUGGACAAAAGGCUGCAGAGCUCCUAGCCGAAGUUCAGCCGACACUGCGAGCAUCAACAAAAUGCGAUAGAAAUUCCAUCGAUACCGAAGAAGAUUCAUAUGAUGGAUUAAUGUUGCAAAAGGCUCCAAAAUAUGCAAUACCAAGAGUAAUUACCAGCAAUCCAUCUGAAAAAAGGGAACAUAUUAGAAUGGAUUCAUCAGCUGCGUAGUCAACAAAUAUACUAAUAAUCUUCAAAUUUUUGUAAUAAUCAUUAAGCGCUUGGAAGAGUCCUUCAUUAAGCAAAUGGAAGAAAUGGAGUCAUUGUAUGGUGGGACACUUGUUGUAACAAUGCCAUCUGAUGUUUUGCACCGAGAUCAUUUUAC